Messenger RNA from Boeremia exigua, 329 nucleotides. RefSeq lists its product as uncharacterized. Gene Ontology annotation, cellular component: mitochondrial intermembrane space. Gene Ontology annotation, biological process: mitochondrial respiratory chain complex IV assembly. The record is from RefSeq and is a predicted model, not a curated record. Bases 29 to 262 code for a protein of 77 amino acids. The transcript is spliced from 4 exons. Lineage: Eukaryota; Fungi; Ascomycota; Dothideomycetes; Pleosporales; Didymellaceae.
ACACCCUCCUCGUGCUAGCGUUUUCAGAAUGUCCAAAGAUACCAAGGCACAAGCUGCCGCCGCGCAAUUGAUGAUUGAUGAUGAGCCAGAUGAGUGGGAGAAGCGGAUCUUCAGCACAGGCUGCGCGGAUGAAAAUGCGAAACUGACUGACUGCUACUAUGAGAAGAAAGAUUGGCGAGCGUGCAAAGCGGAGAUGGAAAUCUUCCGAAAGUGCUGGCAAACACAAGGGAACGACAAGCGCACAGCUUCGAAGGACGUCUAGGCGCCGUGUCAGUGUUUUGGAGGGCUUGCCUCACAGGAACAUGCAAGACGCAUAUUCGAAAAGUACU